Perca fluviatilis (European perch) is the source of this 522-nucleotide messenger RNA. Its product is annotated as cytochrome c oxidase subunit 6B1. The transcript has 3 exons. NCBI's taxonomy places the organism in Eukaryota, Metazoa, Chordata, Actinopteri, Perciformes, Percidae. The record is from RefSeq and is a predicted model, not a curated record. Gene Ontology annotation, cellular component: mitochondrion; respiratory chain complex IV. The coding region runs from base 5 to 265 and encodes 86 amino acids.
AAAGAUGUCUGACACUUUUGAUGAGAAGAUCAAGAACUACAGGACGGCUCCUUUUGACGCCCGAUUCCCCAACACCAACCAGACCCGCAACUGUUUCCAGAACUACCUGGACUUCCACAGGUGCAACAAGGCCCUGUCAGCCAAAGACCAGGAUGUGGCUCCCUGUGAUUGGUACCAGAGGGUUUACAAGAGCCUCUGUCCCAUGAGCUGGGUCGGCAAAUGGGACGAGCAGAUAGAGAAUGGAAGUUUCCCGGGAAAGAUCUAAAAUCGGCAGCCGUUAUUGAUCAGGACAGUUCACUGCUAGACAUGCUGUUGCACCUUUACCUCUGUAGUGUGCCUCAUGACAUCUUCAAAACAGCUAACAAACCAUCAUCAAUAAUAUUAACUGUUAUUAACUUUAAAUAUAAACACGCACAACUUUUUACCUUGCAUGUUAAGGUCUGAAGUUUUUUCUCCAUCUAUUGUAAAGUACUCUUCGGCUUUGUUUGAUCAAUAAAUACUGUGCGGAUUUAAUUAAAAGGG